Hylaeus volcanicus is the source of this 3483-nucleotide messenger RNA. RefSeq lists its product as uncharacterized. The coding region runs from base 349 to 3426 and encodes 1025 amino acids. NCBI's taxonomy places the organism in Eukaryota, Metazoa, Arthropoda, Insecta, Hymenoptera, Colletidae. The transcript has a single exon. The record is from RefSeq and is a predicted model, not a curated record.
UAUUCAAAGGCACCUCUGAUCACGUGAAUACAAAAAUGUUCACACCUGUUAAUUAACCCUUUCCUAUCCUAUGUCGAGUGAAAUUCGAUAGCACUGAUAGUGUGCCCUUCACCCUGAACCACCCGUUACAAAAUCUGUUGUUGCUUGUCUUCAACGUCACUAUGGGAACUAUGCAACAUAUCUGACGUAAAGUUCGUCGAUUCGAGGCGUUGAAGCGGUUAGGUUACAUUGCAUCGGCCGUGAAACGACCACAAAAUUAAUGGCGUGUCUCAGCCGAACGUAUCAGUAAAAGUCUCUCGCGUAUUCGCGAUUCUCCUCUAAAUUCCCGUACAGUGAACCAAGUGAUAAAUGGCUUUGAAAAAAAAGGCUUCGACGUCGAAAGAGGAGCAGCUCUUUAUGCUCGAGGUAUUCAUCGAUCGAGUGAACCUGCAACCCGAAGGAACGUCGAGUAUCAACACGGAUGAUAUGAUCGUCUGCGUGAAAUUCACCGAUCUGCCAGAAUACGAAUUGCACGUUCCUAAAUGCAACCAAAACGAUCACACGAAUCAUCCCGAUGAGAUAGAAAACGACCAAAAAUUCGGUAAAUCGUGUAUAUUUGCUAAGACUCCGAGUAAUUUGAUCAAGGCCCUGCGAUAUGCGCCGUUGCGCUUAGAAGUGUAUCAAACAGAACCCUCGACGAUGAAAAAUGGAGCUGUUCUAGGUACAGCGACGAUUUCCUUGCCCGCUUGCAUGUGCAAUCAGGUGUCCUCUGCACGAAAUCGAAUCAACGGAUUAGCCUCGCCGUGCAUAGUAAGAGACACCUUCGACCUAACCGAUUCCACUGGCAAAACGUCUGGUAACGUAUCCGUUGCUCUGAGAUUAUCUUGUUUCGGCAGCUCGAUCGUUAAACGGUUCUGUCUGAGCGGAAAGUCCUUUGUGCUCGAGGACUCGCCACUUCAGAAGUUUCUCUGUCCUUAUCUGAACCCCAGCAGGACGGAUUCGAGGGACGAGAACAUCCCUGUCGAACCGUCGCUGAGACGACCAGUGUCCCCGCCGCGUAUUUCGAUAAACGAUCCUGGUUUCAAACAGCUGACCACAGCCGAGAAGCUCAACGAUCCUAAGUUCCGGGAAUUAGUUUACAGAGCUUAUCCAGAUGAACCCACUUGCUGCUGUCUGCCGACUGAUCGAUCGACGCAUCCCAUGGAAUGUCGUUCCGGUUGCAACCGUCCUUGCUGCAUGAAAUUGAGAAAUCCCGAGGCGCUGACGACGCACAAAGGGAAACCGACGGAGGACACGUCGGUUGGUACCUACUGCGUCAACGAUUCCAACGGAGAACCACCAUGCGCCAGCCCCACGCGACUUAGAGGCGGUGGAGACAUCGAGCAGAUUUACGUAGACCCCAGUGGAUACAACUGGACCGACUACGACACAGAUUGCACGUGGUAUAACGAGAGAAACCGUGGAGAAGUUCGGUUAGAGGGCGGAGGGGAGAACAAUAUGUCCAGCUGUAGCUGUUCUGGCGGAACGGUGCCCGUGAAGAAGUCUCAGUCCAAGGAGAAGAACUUGAUCGAUAUAUUCAACGCGUGCAAGCCUCGCGUGACGUCCACUGGACCCAAACCCUCGUGUGCAUGUGCGGGGAAGGACACAGAAAUGUGGCACACUGGUGCCGCGAAAUGCUCGAAGGAACCGUGUGUGGGAGUUGAUUGUUUGAUUCGAGCUUUCCAGGAGGCGCAGGAGUUCGUCGAUUCCAUUGGGAAGGUUCCAGGGCUGCCUGGACUGGGCCUGAUGGACCCAUCGGAGAGUCCCUUCUUCGGCAGAGAUCUCGACAAGGACUACGUGCCCCAGGAACCUCCCAAACCCGAAAGAAAGAGGCUACAGUCGAUCACUCCACAAGCACCCCCGCCACCCCCAUGUAGUGCACCUUGCAACACGCAACGAGGGAAAUCUUGCGAUGACGUGCGUGCCCAGCUACCCUACGUGCCACCAGCUCCCUUGGGAGCUCUCAUGCUACCACCUCGAUUGGGAAUCGUACGUGAAGCUAUACCUGUGCUGCCCGAGGUAGGUCCAAUGACGUCGACCAAACAGAGGAAAAGGGACGAGAAGAAGGAAGACAGAAUCGAGAAGCACAAAGACCACGACAUAGUGGCCGCGCUAAUGGACACCGAGAUGGGUCCUUGCGGUGAGCCUAGAUGCAAGUCCAGGCGAAAGAGACCCGCAGAGGUUACGGAUGGCACGCAGAGCGCUACUCAAGUCGCGUCGAAGACGGCGACUGGUCAGAAGUCUACGAGGGGUUCGAAGAAACGACGAGGUGGAACCACUAAACACCGCAGUCCUGUACAUGUACGUGGCAGAGGUGGUGGUGGACGUGAAAAGGUUGAACGUGGCGGCGUGAAAACUACCGCAGCAGUAGGACAUCGCAGAGGCAAGGACAGUGGCCACUCCCCAGGACCUGGAGGUGAUCGCGAUCAAGACUUCAGACCGCCGAUCUCGGUCAGUAGACGAGUAAUGCGAUUCGUUUAUUUCGUUGGCGACCACUACCCUGGGAUCUACUACGGACACAGAGACUGCAUCGACGUGCCUAUAAGAGUACCAGCUAACAUGGGGUGGCUGUGGAACACCUUGGCCAUCGCAGGUAACCUCAAGCCGCGGAUCGGUUGGAAGCCAGGCGCCAUUAGUCGCUACGUGUACGAGCUGAUGCAAGAGGCGAAGGAGAACUCGUUACUGGAGGAGACGGCAUCGGCGACGACGACGAAAUCGGCUGGAAAAACGGGAACUAGCCGAGGAAAGACGACGGAACAUGGACGACCCGGGACUGGACGCGGAAAGACGGUUAUAGAACGUGAUAGAACGGGAAAAAUGACGGCUGGACGUGGAAAAACUACGAUAGAUCGCUCGCGAGGUGGUGCUGGUGAACGAGGUAGAUCUGCAACGACUGCCCAGAGGAGCAUGUCGAGAAGACGGAAUAGAAGGACGUCGGAAUCCUUGCAGAGGGUGAAGGCCACCAUGAACGACGAGGAGGAAGGCUCCGAGAACCCACCAACUCUUCACAUUCACAGGAAAGACGGGACUUAUUACGUGACUAUGUACCCCAUCAAACAAAAGGGCGAGGAUGAGCCGCGCUUGUCCGAACCGAUGAAGCCUUUGCAGUUCAAAAUCAUGAAGAACAAAGACGACGGCUCGGUAGCCUCUAGCUCUACCGCGUCCGACAUGGAAAUCGAAUUCUCGCCACCUGCGGCGGUCACCAGGCAGCGCAAGAAACCCGACGUGGUCCACGUUGAUACGCAAGUCCGUCAACAGGAGAUUCUAGAUGCCAUAAAGACAGAAAGCGCGAAGAAGAAAGAUAGGAGAAGCAGAAGGGAGAGAAAGUCGAAACCAGAGACCACGCGAGAGAAAACUAGAGAGAAAGAAGGAGGAGGAUCGCGUACUGCGACGCGAAAAGAGAAUUAGGGUAUGCCAAAUGGUGGAACCACUCGGGGCACUUCCUUCUGUUGACGGGCUUAUCUA